Messenger RNA from Giardia duodenalis, 1524 nucleotides. RefSeq lists its product as uncharacterized. The transcript has a single exon. The record is from RefSeq and is a predicted model, not a curated record. Gene Ontology annotation, molecular function: protein binding. NCBI's taxonomy places the organism in Eukaryota, Fornicata, Diplomonadida, Hexamitidae. Bases 1 to 1524 code for a protein of 507 amino acids.
AUGCCUCCCAAAGAGUCAGUCAAGCCGAAGAAGAAGCCUGAACCGCCACCACCGCAGUAUUUUGAUGAUCGAGGAGCCCCAUGUGACUUUGAGAAGUGGAUGGGCAAUCUCAAGAAGAAGUAUAUCAUGUUCUGCAAAGCCAAUAAUGAGUCUCCACCGAUGUCCCAGCUGCUGGCCAAAAUCAAAGCUGCGCUGGAAGAGGAAAAGGAGUUCACCACUCUCGGGCUCAGUGGCUUAGACAUCAACGGGGCUCACAUACUACCCCUGGUUCAGUUUAUGCAGGUCUAUGGAAAAAUCCAGCGACUUGCUUUUUGGAACACCAAUCUUGGAAAUGAUGGCUUAACCUCGCUGUCUUCCCUUUUGCCUGGAAAUAAAGUUCUUAAGCAUCUCACGAUAUCUAAUUCUAACGUUACCGAAGAGGGAUAUGGAGCGUUGUUCCAUGCACUCCCUUAUUCAGCUCUCUCGACCCUAAGUUUUGAGCAUUCUCCCAUGAACUCUGCGGUGCUUUCACGCCUGGGGGUAGCUAUUGAGAAGUGUACCAGUCUGGCGCGGCAACAAGCAAGUGCAGCUAUCGAAGAGUCUCUAGCACUCUAUCUUGCAGAACAGGAGAAACUAAAGGCAGAGGCAGAAGCCAAAAAGGGUAAGAAGGGUAAGAAAGGAAAAAAAGGGAAAAAGGGCGGCAAGGGAAAGAAGGGGAAAGCGCUCCUUACUCACGAGAAGCCCAUCAGCGAGGUGUUUAACGAAUUCUUCACACUGAGGGAAUUGAAUCUAGGAUAUUGCGGAAUAGAUCCAUUACUAGCCCCCUCUCUUAGCAUCUUAGUCGAGAAAAGUUGCAAAUUUAUCCCCACACUGAUACUGAGAGGCAAUCCCUUUGGUGCGUUUGGUUUGGGUGAGAUAGGGGCAGGCCUUUGUCGCGCAGCAAUAGACCUAAGUCAAGACGAGGCAUCACUGGCCUCCUUGACUGCUGCCCAGCCAUGCAAUACUGCAUCGGGGAACCUGCCACCAUCUGCAUCAAAAGAAUCAGUACAAUCAGAGAAGCCUGAGAGUGCUGCCGAUCAACCAGUUACUCAGGUCGAAAACACGGGUGACGAGGGCCUGGAAGCUAAGCCUCCGAUAGUAGAAGCACCAGUCGAAGAUGUAUACGUUCCCCUUGAGCCUAUUGGCUGCCCUUUAAUCCAGCUUCAGGUCUUGGAUCUUUCCAAUUGCUCUAUCUACGAAGCGCUCCCAGACUCCUAUGCAAGCUUUGGGGACGGGGUCAUUGCAUGCGCAAAUCUAUCAACAGUUCAUCUUAAGGACAAUCUUUUUACAGAUGCAGAGCUCCAAUGGAUGAGCCCCGGGCUUCUUCUGCAGCGAAGCCUUAUUGUAUGUACUCUUCCAACAACCCUAUCCAAAGAACGCGUUGCAGAACACUAUCUUGUAUUCAAGGAGCAUAAAAAAAUCCUUGAUGAAGACGCCAAGCGGCGUAAAGGAAAGAAAGGGAAAAAAGGCAAGAAAGGCAAGAAGGGGACUAAGGGCAAGAAGUAA